This is a messenger RNA of Dreissena polymorpha, 765 nucleotides long. Its product is annotated as brain-specific homeobox protein homolog. The record is from RefSeq and is a predicted model, not a curated record. Gene Ontology annotation, biological process: regulation of DNA-templated transcription. The transcript has 3 exons. Bases 1 to 765 code for a protein of 254 amino acids. Lineage: Eukaryota; Metazoa; Mollusca; Bivalvia; Myida; Dreissenidae. Gene Ontology annotation, molecular function: DNA binding; DNA-binding transcription factor activity, RNA polymerase II-specific.
AUGGAUGUCGCGCACCGCAAGGAGAGUCCACCGGUUGCAAGCGCCGCCAACUCGCGCGCAUCGUCGUUUUUCAUCGAGGAUAUCCUAUUUAGCAAACCCAAGCAGCUGUGCCGCGACUACCCCGGGUUUUCCGGACUCUCGGCGAUCAUACGGCCGUCUAUUCCGAUUGACUACAGUGGAUACCACUGCUUCCCGGCUGCACCAAUGUUUUUCCCGCACGUUUUACAACAUGUACAGGGGCUGGCGGCGAAACACGCCGAGCAUCCGUUCCUAGCAGCUUCCUCGGCAGGUUUCCCGCUAGGAUCGCUGUUCCAGCACGACAGUCCCGGAAAGCACUGCCGCCGCCGGAAGGCCCGCACGGUGUUCAGCGACCAGCAGUUGAACGGCCUCGAAAAGAGGUUCGAGUCGCAACGUUACCUGUCUACGCCGGAACGCGUCGAGCUGGCUGCUCAGCUUAGCUUAUCAGAGACACAGGUAAAAACGUGGUUCCAAAACCGAAGAAUGAAGCAUAAGAAAAUGCAGAAGAAAGGUCAUGACGACUCAGACGACAUCGAUGACGUCAAUAAUGACAGUGACGUCAAUUGUGACGAACGAAUAAAAAUGUGCGACGAUCAGGCGUCGAAUCAGUCACGUGACACAUACUCCGGAACUGACGUCCGUACCUUACUUACUGAAAAGCAAGUGCUAAAUGCAGACACUUCCGGUUAUCAUACAGACGACAAUGAAGAAAUAGAUGUAGUGGAAUCGGACGAAGAGCAUUCUUGA